AUGACAAAGUGUGGAGGAAAAGCUUUGAAAAUUUUUGUUGACUUUCACGGCAAAUUAGAAACUUGGAAAAAUUUUUUUUAUCACCUCAUGAUUUACGUGACGGUCAAAUUUUAUAACAAAGCCUCACCUAAAAAAAUAACAUUAAAAUUUCGUGUUACUAAAGAAGAGAGUGACAACUGUGAGAUGGAUACCCGCUCACAAAGCAAAAACAAGAAAUGGUUUAGUUUCAGGGCUGGCCGCAUUACAGCAUCAAAAAUACGAUCAGUGUAUCACACAAAAAUCGAAAAUCCAUCCAAAAGCUUAAUAAAGGAUAUAUGCUAUCCCUCAUCAAAGGUGUUCUCAAGUAAACCUACUAAAUGGGGUUGUGAUCAUGACAGCACAGCCAAACAACAUUAUGUAAAAUUCAUGAUGCAACACCAUGACAACUUUGUAUUAGAAGAGAGUGGAUUUGUGAUUAAUCCUGAAUAUCCCUUUAUGGGGGCUACCCCUGACGCAAUUGGCUGUUGUGAUUGUUGUGGACCUAUUUUAGUUGAAAUCAAAUGUCCAUAUUGUAAACGUGAUUCAACAAAAAUAGGUGACAACAUCACAUGUUUAGAAACUAAAGAUGGGAAAUUAUCAUUGAUGAAGUCACAUGCAUAUUAUUACCAAGUCCAAUGUCAACUGUUGGUGUGUGAUAAAGAGUGCUGUGAUUUUGUUGUUUGGACUUGCAAUGAUUUCACGGGCCAAUAG
Patella vulgata (common limpet) is the source of this 729-nucleotide messenger RNA. RefSeq lists its product as uncharacterized. NCBI's taxonomy places the organism in Eukaryota, Metazoa, Mollusca, Gastropoda, Patellidae. The coding region runs from base 1 to 729 and encodes 242 amino acids. The record is from RefSeq and is a predicted model, not a curated record. The transcript has 5 exons.